UUGUUAUGUUUCUGACCAGCAGUUAUUUAUGGCUGCUGGAAAAUCUGACUGUCCUAGUGGAUGGAGGCUUGAGUAUGCAGGCUAUGUAUUUGCUGCAUAUUAUGGUCAUCAGAAGUCAGAUUGGACAUGUAUUGACAAACAGCCUGAAAGCUACUUGUCUAAGUCAGGUUCUUCAUAUCUUUAUCCAACUGAAAUCAAAUGUGGAACAAUCAACUGUCGUAACUCACAAGGUGGAUAUAUAGCAAACAGAGAAGUGACUUGUGCUGUUUGUAGCUCGGAUGACAUGAGGAAGGGUUCUCUUUACACACACUGGGGUCGUAAUGACUGUCCUGAGGAUAAUACCUUAGUAUAUUCUGGAUUUGCUGCUGGAGCUCUUCCAUCUCAUACUGGCAGUGGAGGUAGCUUGUUGUGUAUGCGAUCCAAUGUUGAAUAUUUGGACAGAAAUGAUGGUGGACAGAGCAGUGCUCAUCUGUAUGGUGUUCAAUAUUCUAGUAGUGGAUAUCUUAGAGGAUCAUCAUUUAGCAGUGUCCACGGCUGUCGGAUCCCCUGUGCUGUCUGUGAAAACAGGAAGGCUGUGACAACAUUUACACAGUUUGGUUCACUAGAAUGUCCUCCAGAUUACACUGAAGAGUAUUCUGGCUACGUGUUUGCAUCAUACUACACAAGCUCAAAGUACAAAACAAGUCACAUUUGCGUCAAUCGCAACCCAUCUUGUCUGCGUUCUGGCAGCAGCCAUGGUAUAGUGUUUCCUGUGGAGACGAAGUGUGGGUCUCUACCAUGUCCUCCCUAUGUCCAAGAUCGCGAGUUGGUGUGUGCACAGUGCAGUCGCAUACGUCACAAGUGCCCAUAUUUUACCAUCAAUGGUACAGUAUGUGUGAAACACUGUCCUGUGUACACAUACACUAACAAGAGUGAUGCAACGUGUCAUGUCUGCGAUGUUCAGUGUGAUCAAUCUGCUGGCUGUACAGGUCCAGGACCUCACAUGUGCAAGGAAUGCAAGAGCAACGUUUAUAGUGGAUCUUGUGUUGACCAUUGUCCUGUUGGCACAAUUGCAGAUUCUCAAAAUCGUUGUGUUCUAUUUAAUGACAGUCUUGACUGUGCUGGCGUUUCAAAUGGGGGAAAGACAUUUGACGUGUGUGGGGUUUGUGAUGGUGACAAUUCAACUUGUAAUGCUAUGGCAUUGUACACUCGCUGGGGACGAGAAGAUUGUCCCGAGACUGCCAAAUUGUUGUUCCAAGGCAUUGCUGCUGGGUCACACUAUUCUCACAAAGGCUCGGGAUACAAUAUGUUGUGCAUUCCACGCAAGCCAUCGCAGUCUGUUUCAUGGGACCACAGUGAUGGCAAUAAUGAUGGAUCUUUGGUAUAUGGCAUAGAAUAUGAAACCUCAGGAUAUGGAGUUGGAGAAUUGGCUGGGUUAGCUGGUUACCAGGUACCUUGCGUUGUGUGUGAAGCUAAUGCUUCAGUGACUGUAAUGAUACCAGGAACAAUUGAAUGUCCUUCUAACCCCCAAUUUUUAUUGGAGUACAGUGGAUAUGUGAUGUCCAACUAUUAUCAUUCAUCAGGUUUGUACUUUAAAGGAGAGUAUAUUUGUGUUGACCGCACAGCAAAGGCGCGUUCUGGCAGUCCAACUAAUUCAAACCAAGGUCGAUUAUUUCCAACAGAGACUGAGUGUGGUGAGUUGCCGUGUGGACCAUACACACAGGACAGAGAAGUGGCGUGUGCUGUAUGUUCUAUGUCAACGAGCAGCGAGGUUUCUGCAUUCACAGACUGGGGACGGAAAUCAUGUCCAGACCAAGCAGAGAUAGUAUAUGAAGGAUAUGCUGCAGCUAGCUAUUAUAGUUAUGAAGGAUCUGGUGCCAACAUGGUUUGUCUUACUUCAAAACCAAAAUAUCAUCAAUACAGUGACGGAAAUCAUAAUGGUGCUUUAUUAUAUGGGGUGGAGUAUCAAGUUAGUCUGCCAAGCUAUAGUCAAUUGAGUGGACACAGAAUUCCUUGCAGCGUUUGUCUAGCUUACAGAGCAAACACUAUCAUGAUUCCUGGACGACUGGAUUGUCCAGUUGACUGGUCGAUGCAAUACAGUGGCUAUCUGACUGGUUCAUACUAUAGUCACAAAUCAAAAAUCAACUGGGAAUGCUUGGAUGAAAAUUCUGAAUCCGGAGGGAGUUCAGGAUCAGUAGGUGGCUAUCUUUAUCAAACAGAAAUUGAAUGUGGGAGCAUUAAAUGUCGAAAUCAAGAGGACAGAUAUGUUCAAAAUCGUGAGGUGACGUGUGCUGUGUGUUCGUCACCUGCCAAUCGACCAGGAGUUGUGUUUACUCGAUGGGGGAGGUCUACAUGUCCUACUGCAUCUAAGCUUGUCUACUCAGGAUUUGCUGCAGGUUCUCAUAAUUCACAUAAGGGGGGUGGAGCUAAUGUGCUGUGUAUGAGACCUAUUCCAACAUACGGUGAAUUCAAUGCUGGGAAUGGUGAUGGUGCCCUUCUGUAUGGCUAUGAGUAUAACAGUGGAGGGUUGCGCUCUACUGCUUUUACAUCUCUCAAUUAUUAUGAGGUUCCUUGUGCUGUGUGUGUGGUGGACUAUGCUGUUGGAACUUUCACUUUAUUUGGAGGAAAUGAGUGUCCAAGAGAUUACAUGCCUGCUUACGGUGGCUAUGCAUUUGGCCACUAUUACAGCCAUGCAUCAAAAGGGCAAUUUGUUUGUGUUGAUCAGCAGCCUGAGGCUUACGACAACACUCUCGGUGGCUCAAGUCACAGUCAGGCAAUCCUAUAUCCUGCAGAGGUGGAGUGUGGCAGCUUGCCAUGCCCUCCGUACCAUCAGGACAGAGAAAUGGUGUGUGUCCAAUGUAUCAAGAAGAGAAGUGAACAGUAACUAGCAUCAAUUUGUAUGUUUGAGUGAGGUACUACAUUACGUGACUAUGAAGUCAAGACAACAAUAUUGUGAAGUUUUGACGCUUCUCAAAUAAGAUGAGAGAGAAUUACAUGGGUGGUGAAUUAUGCAU
Corticium candelabrum is the source of this 2993-nucleotide messenger RNA. RefSeq lists its product as uncharacterized. The record is from RefSeq and is a predicted model, not a curated record. The transcript is spliced from 6 exons. NCBI's taxonomy places the organism in Eukaryota, Metazoa, Porifera, Homoscleromorpha, Homosclerophorida, Plakinidae. Bases 29 to 2863 code for a protein of 944 amino acids.